CGUCCUUCCGUUCCACCCGUUACGUGCCGUCGGAAAAAAAUCGACGUUACGUCGAGUAUGGGAGGGGAUGACGGAGAAACCACGUCACGGCGGUCGACGUUCGGAACGGGAUGGGGCCGAGAGGACAUGCACUGUCCUGGCCGUGGCACAACGAUGCUCGCCGCGUUCCGUGUAAUACUCGCGUGUUGCGCCGCCGGGUGUUGCGUGUGGCGGCGGGCCGCGUGCCUGUCGUCCGAAUCGACGCCGCUGUACCUGCGGAGCGCGUAUCCGCUUUGGGACCCCGAGUCCACGCCGUCCCAUUCGGCGGCCGAGCCGCUGCUGCUCACGCCGUACCUGCGCAACGGCAACAUACUCAGGGCCAAGCAGUUGGCCAGGGUUACCGAGGUGUACCUGCCGCACCACGUGGUCAGCUACUCCGGUUACUUCACGGUCGACGACCAACACAACUCCAACUUGUUCUUCUGGUUCUUCCCCGCAACGUGUCUUUACCAUGAAAUAGAAGCACCGUUAAUUUUAUGGCUGGAAGGUGGCCCUGGUGCCAGUACGGCGUUCAGCGUAUUUAAAGAAAUUGGCCCGUUCAAUUCGUCUUUUGACGGAAAAACCUACACAAUUGACGAAAACCCAUUAUCUUGGCACAAUAACAACUCAUUACUAUUCAUCGACAGUCCCGUUGGAACAGGAUUCAGUUUCACUGAACACAUUGACGGUUAUGCAACAAACUUCACGACCGUUGGAGAACAACUUUUCGAAGCUUUAACACAAUUCUACACUAUGUUUCCCGAACAGCGACCUAAUCCAUUCUAUAUUGUGGCUGAAUCAUAUGGUGGCAAGUUUGCACUUUCUUUGGCGACAUUAAUCCACAAUGACAAAACAUUAACUGAUAUAAAAAUGGAAGGAAUCGCAAUUGGCAAUGGAUUUUUAGAUCCUGAAACAUUAUUGUGUUAUGGAGAUUUUCUAUACCAAAUUGGUUUAGUUGAUAACAAUACAAAACAAGAAAUCAAUAAAUUAGAAACCCAAGGCAGAAAAGCAAUACAUGAUAAGCACUUUGUCGAUGCAUUUUAUGCCUGGAGUGGUAUAAUGAGUACGUUUAUUGAGCAAACUCAAUUCCCAAGCCUAUACAAUAUCAUUGACGGCGACACGAUUCCGUGGAAUUCCACUGACAGCAUAGGGGACGUCAGCUACAUUGACUUAUUGCAGACGGUAGAUAGCCGGAGAGCUCUACACGUAGGCGACAUUGAGUAUACUAGUUUGGGCGUGAUUUAUUACAAAAUGAUACCGGAUUUCAUGACUUCGGUUAAAGAACACCUGGAACAGCUAGUAACGAGUUAUCCCAUUCUGGUGUACAAUGGUCAGAUGGACCUGGUCGUGGCAUAUCCGCUGUCCGUCAAUUUAUAUUCGAACAUGAAGAGCCCGUACGGUACCGAUUACAAGAAGGCGAUCAGAAAACCGUGGUAUGUAAAUAAAAAGUUAGCCGGCUACAUAAAAACGGUUGGAAACCUCACAGAAGUGUUGGUCAGAAACGCGGGCCAUUUAGUAUCCUGCGACAGACCAGAAAUCUUGUACGAUCUCAUACACAAAUUUAUUACGAAACAACUCAAUCAAUAAAUUGUAACCUACACCUUAAAAGAGAUUGAAAUACCUACUGAUAAUGUUCAUCGUGGUUACCUAUUUGUUUUUAAAAAAUCCCAUCGACUGUACACUAUAAUUAUAUUAUAAAAACAGGUAUUACUACCUAAUUCGACUGUUUGUACCUAUAUAAUAUUUUCUUUUUACUUAUGUAAACUUUUUCAUUACUGUCACUACUAAAAUAAUCACUCGUGUGUUCCAAAAAUAUAUAUUAGGUAACAAAAUAUAUUUGGAAUUAAAAAAAAAAUUGAAUAGUUAUAACCCGGCUAUUUUAAUAUUUCUAUAUUGUUGUCAUUCGUCCAUUCAAUAAACAAUAAUAAUAAAUAUUAUGAUUAAGUUUUUUAUGAAAAAUGCACCCUAUGGAAUUUAUUUUGUAAAGUUUUGUUUUAUAACCAAUUAAUAUAAUUUUUUUUUUUAAUUUGAAUAUGAUUAUUUUUUGUUGUAUUAUGCUUAGCCUA
This is a messenger RNA of Metopolophium dirhodum (rose-grain aphid), 2084 nucleotides long. RefSeq names its product venom serine carboxypeptidase-like. Gene Ontology annotation, molecular function: serine-type carboxypeptidase activity. Lineage: Eukaryota; Metazoa; Arthropoda; Insecta; Hemiptera; Aphididae. The record is from RefSeq and is a predicted model, not a curated record. Gene Ontology annotation, biological process: proteolysis.